This is a messenger RNA of Protomyces lactucae-debilis, 534 nucleotides long. Its product is annotated as thioesterase family protein. The transcript has a single exon. The annotation marks the transcript as partial. The record is from RefSeq and is a predicted model, not a curated record. NCBI's taxonomy places the organism in Eukaryota, Fungi, Ascomycota, Taphrinomycetes, Taphrinales, Protomycetaceae.
CACAUCGAGCAAGUCGAGCAGCAGAUUGCACGGCAUCCCGUCAUCCAGCAGCUUCGACAACGCACCGACCUCAUCGAGUCUCGACCGCAUCUCAAGAUUCACGAAGCGGAUAGACCGCAUAACUUGACGGCAGGGACACUGGCUGGACCUGGGAGAAUUACCAUUGCACCGCACGUCUUUGGGGACAGGCAAGGGACGGAACUCUAUGUUGUGGCACACCUUGGUGCAGACUUGUGUGGGCACGAUGGCAUCGUCCAUGGCGGUCUGCUUGCCACUUUGUUGGAUGAGGGACUGGCACGUUGCUGCUUCCCUGCACUGCCAAACAAGAUUGGUGUGACGGCCAACUUGAAUGUCGACUAUCGCAAACCCACCAAGGCCAAUCAACUCGUCAUGCUCAAGGCAAAGACACUCAAGGUAGAGGGACGCAAAGCAUGGGUCGAGGGUAAAAUUGUCUCAAUGGAUGCAGAUAAGGAAGGAGAUACGCUGGUGCAAGCCAAAGCACUCUUCGUUGAACCGAAAUACGCAGCUCUUAUG